CACCCACACACGGAGCCUGGUCCUGUGCUCACCUCCUCAUUCUCCUCCCUCCCAGCCUCCCUCGCUCUCUCUCCUACACACUCUCUUUUUCCAUCCUCAUCCCAUCCCUUCAUCGCUCAUGAUUCAUCUCUCCACUUCCUCCAGCCUCCCCUAGGCACUGACAACCAACCCCAUACUCGCAAUUCGGCCCGCUAUGCCUCGUCGGCGCCCGCCCGGUGCGGGCCCCGGAUUCCGGAAGACGACGGCCCUCAUCGCGAUCCUCUUUGUCCUGCCCUUCGUUACCACGGCCGCUCAGCAGCAGCAGCAUGUGCCGCAACACAAUGCCUCCUCCGCUUCUUCCUCCCCCGACGCCUACCUCGAUGCCAAUCCCCCACCCAACUCACCUACGCCACCACCCUCGAAGCGAAACCCCUACACGCCGCUGAUCGUCCAGAACGAGCGCGCCGUAGCUACUGAAGUCUCCUCUGCUCCAGCCGAUCGUGCUGUCAGAGCCCCUCAUGCCAGGAACGCUGCCGCCCCUUCGGCUGGCCUCACGCCCAAGAGUGCGCGUUCCCUGCAGGAUUGGGAAGUCGAGGACUUUGUGCUCUUGGCGACCGUCGAUGGAAAGAUCCAUGCCAGAGACAGGUACAACGGCCACGAGAUAUGGGCCCUCGACCUCGGCCAGCCCAUGCUCGAGACCAUGUACAACCACAAUGGCUCCGACGGCAACACCCCCAUCCACGACCCCUUCUUGUGGAUCGUCGAGCCCGUCGAGAACGGUGCCCUCUAUAUCCUCAAGCCGGGCCCCCAUCCCGUCCUCUCCAGCUUGCGCAUGACGGUCAAGCAGCUGGCCGAGGAGCUUUCCCCCUAUGCCACCGGCGACUUUGUCUACCUUGCUGACAAGAAGAGUUUCUUCUUCACCGUCAAUGCUCAGACCGGACAGGUCACCAGCACCCAUAGUGUCAACGGCUCUAAUGUACGCGACGAUCAGAGUUGCCAGCCCAAGGACCACGACUUCCUGGCCGUCGGCGCCAAGGAGCGUGAAUGCAAAGGCAUCUUCAACAUCGCCCGCACCGAAUAUAGAAUCAGCAUCCAGAAUCAGCUCACUGGAGAGGCCAUUUGCAACAUCAAGUACUCGGAAUGGUCGACCAACAACAGGGACCGCGAUCUGCAUGCCCAGUACUUGACCACCAUGGACAAUCAGUACAUCUACACGAGAUACGACGGCCACGCCAUCUCCAUGGAUUACAAUAGGCCCAAGCCAGCGAAGCGCCCCGUGUUUGAACAAAAGUUCUCGUCGCCCGUGGUGCGCGUUUUCGACGUAGCAAGACCGCUCGACAAUGAGAGACCGGACGCUCCUCUGGUCCUCCUACCCCAGCCCCCAGGGCCGGCGUUUACAGAGGACCGAAUCAAGCAUGUAUGGCUCAACACCACCGAAGACGGAAGUUGGUAUGCCCUGUCCGAGAUGAACUACCCUGCUGUUACCGAUCAGGCACCCCGCGCCUUGUGCUACAGUCCAGAGUGGAGCAACAACGAACUGCUCAACAUAGACACACAUGCGCUCCCCGACAGGCGCGGACUGGUCGGUGUCCACAUUCUGGACCAUGUGGGAGAGGCUCGGCACGCCGUUCCGGGAAUCGAGGGACCCAAGCACGACGAGGAGCCCGUCGGACCGAUCCCGGAGCUUCCAGAGCGGCCCACGUAUUCGCCGGUAGAGACGAGGGCUGACGAUCACCGCGUUACCAUUGAGUCGCGAAGCUGGCUGAAGACGUGGACCACAAUCGUGGUUGUCGUGGUACUAAGUGGCUAUUACUUUGGCCUGGGUCAAUCGACAAGUUUCCUGGAGUUCAGGGACAACCUCCGAUCCAGGUUCGGCAAGAUGGCGCAUUCGGAGCCGCAGAAGAUUGCAGUCCCUUUGGUUGAGCGGACUGAACCGCCCAUACCCGAACUCGUAGCCGAUCCUCCCACUGCUGAAGCUGCGCCUGCCGAAGCUCGGGUGGAAGAGCCAGCCGUGGUUGACAACCCUGUAGAAGUGGAACUUGAGAAGAAGGUCCGGUUCGACGUGCCGGAUGAGGAGGAUGAUCUCGAGCCCCUCUCUCGUACCACCACUGCAGAAACAUUGACCGAGGGCGGGCAUGACGCCAACGGAAUCGUGGAUACAGCUGCAGAGCCAGGUCAAACAGCGGCCAAUGGCGAAGUGACCCCCACUAGCACCCCCAGGAAAAAGAAGGCGCAUCGUGGCAAACGAGGAGGCCAGAAGAAGAAGAAACCCAAGGACGGCGACGAUGUGGAUCAGUCGGUCAAUGCCGCGAGGGAGCUUGAACAAGAUCCGGCGCUGCAUCCCGAUGAGGUCAUUCCUGCGGGCGAUGAUGUGCAGGAUGUGUCCAAUAUCAAGAAAAUUGGGAAGCUGACGAUUGACUUUGAUCGUCUCCUUGGCAAUGGUAGCGGAGGAACGUUCGUGUUCGAAGGGAAAUGGAAUGAACGCGAUGUCGCCGUCAAGCGAAUGCUGCCCCAGUACUAUGGACUGGCGGAGCAAGAAGUGAAACUACUUCAGGAAAGUGACUUUCACCACAACGUCAUCCGUUAUUUCGACGAUGAAAAGGACGAGAACUUCCUCUACAUCGCAGUAGAGCUCUGCCAAGCGAGUCUCUUUGAUCUCUACCGCGAUGGCAGGGCCGGCGAGGAGCUCACCGAGCGUCAACGACAACUCGUAGCCGAAAUCAACGCCGAUGUUCCAGGGGCCCUGCGUCAGCUUGCCGAGGGUCUCAACCAUCUGCACAGCUUGAGAAUCAUUCAUCGCGAUAUCAAACCUCAGAACAUCUUGAUAGCGUACCCAACUCGUAAUCAGAAAAAGGGCCCUCGUCUGGUGAUUUCUGACUUUGGCCUUUGCAAGACGCUCCCCGACAACGUAAGCACGUUGAUUGGAACGACUGGAAAUGCAGGCACAGUGGGCUGGAAGGCUCCCGAGCUUAUCCUACAGCCCAAAGACUUGGACAGAGGCAGCUCUACAGGCCAGUCUCGCGAUUCUUCCAGUUCGACCGAUCCCGUCGCUCAGGGCGUCAAGCGCGCUGUCGACAUCUUCUCGCUUGGCUGUGUCUUCUUCUACGUCCUGACCAACGGCUCCCAUCCCUUCGACGACGAGGAAGGCUGGAUGCAAAUGCGCGAACUGAACAUCAAGAAGGAUAAGGCCAACCUCGACCAACUCAGCUUGGGCAACGAUUCGGAAGAGCCCCGCCACUUGAUCCGCUGGAUGUUGUCCAACCGGCCCGAGGACCGCCCUACGGCACUGCAGGUCAUGAACCAUCCUUUCUUCUGGCCCGCAGAGAAGCGCCUCAAUUUCCUCUGCGAUUGCUCCGAUCACUGGGAGCGCGAGUGCAGAGACCCUCCCAGCCACCAUCUCUCCAUCCUCGAGAGCUUCAGCGAAGCCGUCAUCAGCGACGGCAAAAAGUCCGAUUUCCUGGCCAAGUUGCACAGAAGCUUCGUGGCCAGCCUAGGCAAGCAGCGCAAAUACACGGGGGACCGGAUGCUGGAUCUGCUGCGGGCGCUCCGCAACAAGAAGAACCAUUACGAGGAUAUGGACGAGUCGGUCAAGGCGCUGGUGGGAGAUUUGCCGGAGGGGUAUCUGAGGUAUUGGACCAGCAGGUUUCCGAAUUUGCUGAUGUGUUGCUACGAAUGUGUUGUCGAGUGUGGGUUGCAGAGGGAGCCGAGGUUUAGGCCAUACUUUGAGCACAUGAACGUGUCUUAGGGAGGGUACGCGAUGAGGAGAGCUGGAGGAGCGAGAUGGGUGUAUGUAUGAGCUUAUUGUUGGAGAUGAUAACUAGUUUGCAAUUUCGUUUCAUCCUUCCCGCUGCGAUCUGGAGGGGCCGGUGCAUUGUAUC
Westerdykella ornata is the source of this 3857-nucleotide messenger RNA. RefSeq lists its product as uncharacterized. Gene Ontology annotation, biological process: IRE1-mediated unfolded protein response; intrinsic apoptotic signaling pathway in response to endoplasmic reticulum stress; mRNA processing. The coding region runs from base 194 to 3724 and encodes 1176 amino acids. Gene Ontology annotation, cellular component: IRE1-TRAF2-ASK1 complex. Lineage: Eukaryota; Fungi; Ascomycota; Dothideomycetes; Pleosporales; Sporormiaceae. Gene Ontology annotation, molecular function: RNA endonuclease activity; ATP binding; protein serine/threonine kinase activity. The transcript has 2 exons. The record is from RefSeq and is a predicted model, not a curated record.